Trypanosoma grayi is the source of this 927-nucleotide messenger RNA. RefSeq names its product cytochrome-B5 reductase. Lineage: Eukaryota; Euglenozoa; Kinetoplastea; Trypanosomatida; Trypanosomatidae. The record is from RefSeq and is a predicted model, not a curated record. The coding region runs from base 1 to 927 and encodes 308 amino acids. Gene Ontology annotation, molecular function: cytochrome-b5 reductase activity, acting on NAD(P)H. The transcript has a single exon.
AUGAAGUUUCUCACCUUCGGCGCUGCUGCACUGCUGGGAGCGGCAUUCCAGUCGUUCAGCACAUCGCCCGACCGCGUCGCGCAGUGCCGUGCGGAAUCCACCUUCGAAACAAAGUUCAAGCCGUUCGUGCUAGGUGAGGUGGUGAACCUCGCCGAGGAUGUCGCCGUCUUCCGCUUCCUGCUGCCUAGCGCCGACACCACGUUCGACCUCACGCCGUGCAGCACGCUCCAGGGCUGCAUCAAGCAGGGUGGGAAUAUCGUCGACCAGCCGAUGCGCUUCUACACGCCAAUCACACCCAAUGGCACCAAGGGCUACUUCGACCUUCUCGUCAAGAAGCAGCCGCGCGGCCGCUUCACCGAGCAUCUGUUCUCCAUGAACGUCGGCGAGCCGCUACUCUUCCGCGUGGUGCAGUACAAGCUGCAGUACAAGCGAAACAAGUGGGCGGAGGUCGGCAUGAUUGGAGGCGGUACAGGCAUCUGCCCGCUGCUGCAGUUCAUGAACGCCUCGCUCGACAUGCCAGGCGACAACACUAAACUCUCACUGCUGUUCGCCAAUAAAUCAGAGAACAAAAUACUUCUCAAGGGCAUGCUUGAUAAGAAGGCUGUGGAGUUUGCUGAUCGUCUGAAGGUGCACUACACGGUCGACGCGGUCGAGAAUCCCGAAAACAAUUACAAUGGUUUUACUGGCUACAUCACAGAGGAAAUGUUGAGGGAAACGAUGCCGAAGCCAUCGCUGAGCAACUUGAUUCUUGUGUGCGGCCCCGAUCAGAUGAUGGCGCGGGUCGUCGGUGCCCCGCCAAGCGUACUCAAGGCGAUGAGCAGCGGCAAUGCGUACCAGCCAGCAGGAACGGUGCUGAACAACGCGGCUGAUGUGGAGGGCAUCCUUGGCAAGCUUGGCUAUACGAAGGACAUGGUCUACCGCUUCUAG